UUUAGCAUUGAGUUUUAGUACUUUCAGGUUAUAAAACCUAACUUUCGAGAAAUGCCAUUCAUGGGCAACUAUCCAUCCAUGGUGGGACAAAGGAUGAGAAAAUUUGAAUGAGCUACUUUACUUUAAGCUUUCAAGUGUUGAUUCUCAGACCAACAAAGACAACAACUUUCCUUAUCGUCUGAGUUUUAAUCCUUUUAUCAUCCAAGGGAAAAAACAAGGGAAGAUAUAAGCAGGAGGAGAGAGGAAGGGAGUCAUGGGGGAUAUUUUCAUAUGGCUUAUUUCUUUCUUCAUCCUCAUUGCUCUUGUUGUUCUCCUCAUUUAUCAGCUCACAUGCUUGGCUGAUUUAGAGUUUGAUUACAUCAAUCCCUAUGACUCUUCAUCGCGGAUAAACAAAGUCUUCUUGCCGGAAUUCUUCCUGCAAGGAUUUUUAUGCUUAUUCUAUCUAUUAACAGGGCACUGGAUUAUGUCACUUUUGUGUACUCCAUAUUUGUACUACAACGUGAGACUUUACACAUCGAAACAACACCUGGUUGAUGUCACUGAGAUAUUUAACUUGCUUCAAAGGGAGAAGAACCAACGCUAUUAUAAACUCGCGUACCUUGUUAUUCUCCUAUUUUUGUCGUUAUUCUGGAUUAUCUUCUCUGCAUUAGAAUACGAAGAUGAUUAACAGGAGCCUAGCAUCGUUCGCAAUCUGAGGUAUUUGUCGCUCUGAACUGUUGCCGUGCAUCGACUGCCCACAAUUUUUUUGUCUUUGACAAGCUCCUUCUGUUGUAAUUUGCAACUGAUACAACCAUGAUUUCCAGGGUUGUAGAAUUGUGAGAAUUUCAGGUGUGAUUUUAGAUAAAUAUAUAUUUUCAGGCA
This is a messenger RNA of Hibiscus syriacus, 861 nucleotides long. Its product is annotated as protein cornichon homolog 4-like. The record is from RefSeq and is a predicted model, not a curated record. Gene Ontology annotation, biological process: vesicle-mediated transport. Bases 254 to 667 code for a protein of 137 amino acids. NCBI's taxonomy places the organism in Eukaryota, Viridiplantae, Streptophyta, Magnoliopsida, Malvales, Malvaceae. The transcript has 4 exons.